Molecule: messenger RNA, 630 nt
Organism: Penicillium longicatenatum
Lineage: Eukaryota; Fungi; Ascomycota; Eurotiomycetes; Eurotiales; Aspergillaceae
Product: NUDIX hydrolase
Exons: 1
Coding region: 1-630 (209 amino acids)
Source: RefSeq, a predicted model, not a curated record
AUGGCUUUCCCCUACACAGUCGCGCCCCACCUAGCAUACUUUGAUGUGCCCUCGGCGGAAUUUACAGCAAGUCGCCCAGAAUUUGAUAGCUUCGGCGUCGGAGGCUUCAUUUUCUUUCAAGAUGCAAACGCGACUGAAUCCGAUUCGCAGUCAGCCCCACCACCACGGACUCUUCUACUUCAACGAGCGCUGACUGACUCGAUGCCUGGAUGCUGGGAAGGACCUGGGGGUUCUCAUGAGCCCGAAGACGACAGGACUCUGCUAGAUGGUGUCGUGCGUGAAGUUCUCGAGGAGACCGGUCUGCAUGUUUCGCGAAUUGUUGAGCUCGUGAGUGUUGAUGGGUGGACUCACAAGCGGCGUGAGGAUGGACGAUUCAUUCGCAUCGCUAAGUACUCGUUCAUUGUCGAGGUCCAUGAAGCUGUGCGUGAAGUAUCUGGGGAAACUCAGAUCAUAAACCGGGAUACUAUUCCUGUUGUGUUAGAGGUUGAUGCGCAUGAUGCGUUUGUGUGGGCGACUGAGGAAGAUGUACAGACGUCCUUGCAGUCUGGCACGGGCCCAUUCAAGUUUACGCCCUUCGCUGGGCCUAAUCUUGCCCGGGCUUUUGAUUUACUAAAGAGAAUACCAAAAUAA